Dothidotthia symphoricarpi CBS 119687 is the source of this 1576-nucleotide messenger RNA. RefSeq names its product uridine-cytidine kinase-like protein-like 1. The transcript is spliced from 3 exons. Gene Ontology annotation, molecular function: ATP binding; kinase activity. The record is from RefSeq and is a predicted model, not a curated record. The coding region runs from base 246 to 1436 and encodes 396 amino acids. Lineage: Eukaryota; Fungi; Ascomycota; Dothideomycetes; Pleosporales; Dothidotthiaceae. Gene Ontology annotation, cellular component: cytoplasm.
UACAGUAUGGCCUUUGCUUUUGAUAUCAUUUUUUACUUCCCUUGAAAACUGUUUUCUCGCAUCUAUCAACCAACAUUUCAAAAAUUUACCCAAUUAUGUCAUCGGCAGGCAGACGAACACAUUACGAGCCGCCGUGGGGUAACGCGAGCAUCGUUGGAGUGGCAGGAAGCUCUGGAUCUGGUAAAACCUCGUUGGCACUGGCUAUAGUUGCCUCUCUGAACUUACCAUGGGUUGUAAUCCUGUCUAUGGACUCUUUCUACAAGUCCUUGACACCGGAGCAAUCAGCAGCAGCCUUCAGAAAUGAGCAUGAUUUCGACUCGCCAGAGGCCAUUGACUUUGAUAUCUUGGUUGAAAGGCUGCAAGAUAUCAAGAAUGGCAAAGUCGCACAAGUCCCCAUUUACUCGUUCGAAAAGCACGCCCGUCUCGAAAAGACAACAACAAUCUAUUCUCCCCACGUCCUCAUCCUGGAAGGCAUUUUCGCCCUCCAUGACCAACGUGUUUUGGAUCUCUUGGAUCUAAAGAUCUUCGCUGAAGCAGACUCCGACCUCUGUCUCUCACGACGUCUAGUCCGUGAUGUGAAAGAGCGAGGCCGCGAUAUUGAAGGCUGCAUCAAACAAUGGUUCGGCUUCGUGAAGCCAAACUACUACAAAUACGUUGCCCCUCAACGUGAAAUCGCAGACAUCAUUGUUCCCCGAGGUAUUGAAAACCACGUGGCCAUUAAUAUGGUCAGCGACCAAGUGCGCAAGACGCUCGCCGACAAGUCUGCACUGCAUCAAACAGAGCUCCGACGCCUAGGCAAGAUUGCAGAGGACAGUCCGCUGAGUGAGAAUGCGAUUGUGAUGCGGCAGACGAAUCAGGUUAAAGGGAUGCAUACGCUCCUUUUGGAUCCGAGCACGUCAAGAGAGGACUUCAUCUUCUACUUCGACCGCAUGGUUGCGCUGCUUGUUGAGACGGCGACAGAUUUCCUACCGUUUACAUCUACAGAAGUCUCUACACCGCAGAACAAGCUUUACAAAGGUCUGAAGAAGAGCGCAAGUGUGAGUGCGGUGGUCGUUCUACGCGGUGGCAGCGCAUUUGAGACGGGCCUUCGACGCACCAUUCCGGAUUGCAGGACAGGCAGGAUACUCAUUCAAACAAACUAUAGCACAGGCGAGCCGGAACUGCAUUAUCGAGCAUUGCCGGCAGGUAUUGCGCAGGACGGACUCGUCAUGGUGUUGGAUCCGCAAUUCUCGUCGGGCGCAGCAGCGCUGAUGGCAGUCCGGGUGUUGGUAGACCAUGGCGUGUCUGAGGAGAAGAUUGUCUUCGUGACGUAUACGGCUGGUCGCGUUGGUGUGAACAGGUUGCUCAGCGUGUUCCCAGACAUGAAAGUUGUGAUUGCGAGGUUAGGCGAUGAUAUGGAGAAUCGGUGGGUGGAAACGAAAUAUCUCGGGUGCUGAAAGAGGCUGGUAGAGCGCACAGAUGUCGAGCGUGUUUGACGAGGGAGGACAAACAUCAGAGCGGGAAGCUUGGUUUGCACACACACAUUUCUACAGCCGUGCGCAUAUCAACAAUCUAAAUAUGCCCCACGUAGAUACUG